CCAGGAACGUGAGGUGCAGGAUCCCGGCCUUACACCUGCUCUCCGUACCCCCCUUCUCAGACCAGGGCCCGGCCAUGCUGCUGCCCGCCAUCCCCAGCAUCAUCUCCUCCAGCAGACAAAAGCGCUCAGUGAGCCAACAGCGUUCCCGCUCUGCAUUUCUGCUCCAUGUCACCAUUCCACAUCCCUGCUCCCCGCAGUGGGGUUUUGCCCCCGACCCCAUUCUCCGCCAGCCCUUCUGUACUCUGGCCGUUUCCCUAGCUGGCAGCAGCUGUGUGACGGCGCUGGGAGGAGAGUGUUUAUCUUCUCCCUGCAAAACGUGGUUAAGCUGUUAUGCUUUCCUUUGGGGAGGGCUGAGCAACAGAACCGCGCAACUCUCACGUGACACGAGACAAGGCUGCAACUGCAUUUCUUCCCCGGAGUAAUUCCGUAAUUAAUUGAUCGUGACACAAAAUCUGUUACACUGAAUAGGUCUGGUUUUGUUUUGCUUUUCCCACUCUUUUUUUCUUCUACAAUACAUGUUUUUUCAGCUGAUGAGGAGUGCAAAGCAGGGCUUUCAGCCAACUGCAGGCAAACCUUGUUUAGCGAGGCAGCACUUAGCGAAGCUGCACAGUGUUUUCCCAGCCUUGCAGAUACUCUCAGUGUAGUUUUUGCAAGAUGCAAGUGUGAUCACAAUUCCCCUUCCAGCAGAACUCUCGCCCAGACUCCUCAUCCAACUGCAGCAUCUCCGUUUUGCUCACAUUUCUUUGCCUUCUCCCUUCCUUGCUUCUCAACCUGAAGUUGUAAAGGUUAUUUUCUUGCUGCUGGGAAGGCAGACGUGCUGGGUGUUUGCUUCUGAUUGCAAAGUGAAGCACAGAUGGAUGUCACCUGCUGGCUCACUGAUGGUUAUUCUGGGAUGACUUUCUGGAGCUCCAUGGAAAGGUUUCCACAUCUGGUCCUUAAAAUUUGGAAAUAGUAAAUCUCCUUUCUCAGGAGAGAAAGGACAAUGAAGAUAUGCCUGGGUUUGCUAUGGGCCACCAGCUGGUGGUCAGAUGGGAGCCAUUUGCCACUUCUGGGUCAUCAGGUCUGUCUGAGCUUCGUACUUUGCUGAAGAAGAUGAAUAAUGUUUGCAUCCUGCUGCUCUUCCAUGCCUGAACAUGGAGCAAAGGCCUGAAAACCACCAGGGACUGUUGAUUAGUCUCCUGUUCGUGCUCACUCCUUUCAUUUCCUGAGAGAAAAAGGGGCUGGGGACCAAGGCUUGACCUCAUGGAAACCCCUCUGUCAGAGCCAGGUGUCCCCAGCACUGUGACAAGGGCAAGAGCUGAAGUCCACGAGCAGCAUAUUUAAGAAAAUACAUUUUUAAGCACCACCCCCUGUCAUUACUAUUCAACUUGCCUUAAAACCUGCUUGCUUUCCUCACAUUCUUUGGCUUGGAUGAAAAAAUAGUGAAGGAUUGCCAGGUCUUCUCAUGUAUUUCCCAUUUUGUCUUCCAGCGGAAUCGAAUCCCUCUCUGCAGAUGAGCACGAAUUGGAGACCUCUUGUGAGGAGAGCACAGGCUGUGCGGAGGAGCUGCCAGCAGGAGAGGGCAGCUCCGGCAGUGGCUCUGGCAGCCCCAGCAGCAGCUCCAGCAGCAGCUCAGAAGAUGACUCAGAUACAGAGGAGUCGGACACAAGGCAGUCAGGUGAGUGUGCUGCUCUUUCUUUCCCAUAUCCGCUCUGGGAGACGUCUGGGAGCCGAUAGGGAUGAGGGCUUUGCUCCAGGAUGCACGAGGGCAUGCAGCAGUGAUGGGUGCCGGCACAGCCGGUGACCUCUGCCCCUCAGGGCACAAAGACUUGCAGAGAGCACUGUUGUGCAGGCAGAGCGCAUGCGUGGUACGAAUGGAUGCGUGUAGAACACUGGUAAUUAAUUAACAGCGCUGCCAGCGUGAGCCUGUGCUGCUCAGCCCUGCUUCCUCUCUUGCACAGCACUCAGAGCAAUCCCAGCUGCUGCUCCAUGCCCAAAAUAGCAUUGCUCCAGGCUGGGAUCCAGCUCACUGGUGUUUCCAUGAUAUUUUCCAGGCACUUCCCAUAGAUAACAAUGGAUUGUCCACCUCUGUCCCAUCUGCCUACCUGGGAGGUGCUGAUAUAGCAGGCUGGUUGGGCAGCCUUUCUGCAGGGACCACAUUUGCUGGGUGCUGUUUGUAUUUCAUAAUGCCUCAUGGCAGGAGCUGUGCCCGUUAGUUUUGCACAAUUCAACCCUUCAGGCCAAAAACUUUUCCCCUGUAUCUCCGCUCUGCUUGCUUACUUUUGUGUUGGGGUUUGCUGAGUGUGCUGCUGUAGCAUGGCUCCCUUCUCACUGAGGUGGUGCACAGCUUCCAUUCAGUGUUUGGAGUUGGUGCUGGGCAUGGUGAUACCAUCCUGGGGAUGGGUCCUCCCCCACCCUGAAAAAUUCCCAGUACUGUGGGCAAGUUGUGAGAGUGAUGAGCUUUCAACAAAUCCUGUAUCCAGGUGCCCAGCUUCAUGCCCAGGCUGUGUGGAGCUGCACAGAACUGAAGCCUUGAGAAUACUCUCCUUAGUAUUCCUUUGUUAAAGCAGGGGAAUGGAAUGGGUGGGCUGUCCAUGCAGAGUGUGCUGCCUGCAGGCUAUGGGAUGUAUUUGCUGCACAGUGCACCGCUGCACAGCCCCGUGGGCAGAAGCAGUGCAAACACGGCAAAUCCCAUAAAGCUGGGAUGGGCAGAGCCUGGAGCAGAGACAGCCAUCCCCAUUCUGUCCUCAUUGUCCUUUCCCUUGUGUAAAAGCCACGGGUGGCCCUUCUCAGUGAGAUCUUUUGCUAUUAACAAGUAUUAACGAGAAGUUUUAACACUUCUUUAUGCAGAUGAAGAGCAAGAAAAGAAAGAAUCGCAGCCAGUUUGCAGUGAAUCAGAUGGAGCGGACUGUCUGCCCCACUGUGAGCACUGCAGAAAGGAAAAUGCCCAGAGGGAGCAAGUGACCCCUAGGAAGCUUUCUGGAGGACAAUAUUUGAUGAAGCUGGAUGCAGAAGGCACAUACGAGUGCAGUGUCACCGGUCUGAUUUUUGAGGUGAACAAGGCGGUCACCAUCAACUACUCCCUGCUGUCCUGGAGCAAAUACGCCGGGCUGGUAAAGGCGCCGUGGGUGGUAGGCGGCCCGCUGUUCAACGUGCGCUGCGAGGCGCCCUCCGCCCUCACCUCCAUCGCCUUCCCACACUCCCUCUGCCUCGGCGAUGGUGGCUCCCAGCCGGCCUUCAAGGUGCUGCACAUCAAGGGUGCAGGUGUGGCCAUGGAGCCGUCCACGGACUUCUCGGCCUCACAUGUGCGGUGGCUGGUCAGCUCGCUGUCCCCCGUCGGGCCGCUCAUCCGCAGUGAGGAGCCCCUGCUGUACCACGGAGCUGUCAUCCUCUACAAGGCCAUCGAUGACGACCCCUCCUUGCUGUUCCGGGUCUACGUGGCGACGAACAACGACUCCUUCAUCAAGGAUAUAUCAAGAGCAGUAAAACAUUCCAAAAAGAAAUUCAUUAAAAUUGACAAGCCCCCUGUGUGCCAGAAAUUAUUACAGAACGGAAAGAGAUACAGAUUAAUUUGUGAACCAGAAGCUGAAAUAACUCCAGAGGAAAUUGAAUUUGUUGAUGGAUCUCUUUUGAAGCUGAAAAGUUACAUUGAAGUCUAUUUUGAGAAACCUGAUGACUUCACCUUAUCUUUGGUUGAACUGGACUCGGAUGCAGUUGUGUGGAAAGCAAAACUCAGAGAAAGUGACUGGAUACAUUACGAUCAGAACAAAAAUGAGCAAACAAGAGUUCCAAGCAGCGUCAAAAGGCGGAAAUCAACCAACAGCUUUUCUGAAGAAGAGAAACACUGUAGCAAAAAGCAAAGGUCUAACAGUUAUACAGAUGGAAUUAAAAGCAGAAGCUUGCUAACUGAUCGACAGCUGAUGGUAAUUGCAAAGUUGUUUGGCGUGGAGUGGAAAGAAAUUGCCAUUGAAUGUCUUCAGAUGGAAAUGAAAGACAUUCAGCAGAUUCAAGCAAACGAAGAGGCAGUCAACAUCCAGAAAUUUCUGAUGUUAAGCAAGUGGAGAGAAAGAGAGCAAAGCAAUGGAACUGCACAAGCCUUGUGCAAUAGGCUCCGUGAAAAAGUGUCAUAUGAAAUAGUGCAGGCACUAGAAGGCUUUUUGGCUGAGUGAUGAGUUGGAGAAGCUGAUGAGAAGCUCAGGAACUUUCCCCACCCAAAUGGUUAAACUUUUCAAGCUAUUUUCCUGGGAUUUCAUUGUGAUGAAGAUCCAAAUCGUAAUCAGUCAGCGGAAAGUUUAGAGUGUCUUCAAAAGAAAUGUGAAUGAAAUUUUGCACCUACGUAAGUGUAAGUAGCAUUUUGGGAAUCAUUACUCACAAGUUUGGAUACCAGUCAUUGCAGCUGGAUGGAAGUGCCAGGCUUGAUGUGCCCAAAACUGAAAGCUGCCACUGAAUCUUGUCGUGUUUGAGCCAGUCGUAAAAGACAACGAGCACUGGGAGAAAUGGGUUUACCUUUGUCAGGUAUAUGACUGUUAUCUUGAAACAUUUUUAUUUGAAUCAGGGAAAGACAAGGGAGAAAAGUUGUAUCAAAACUUUCAUCCCCUUAAAAUAAUGAAACUCACAAUCAUGAGGUACAUUGUAUUGCUCAGAGGUGCCUAGGAUCAGGGACAAACUCCUUCAAUUCCUUUGCAGAAUCACUGUUUAUACACAACCACUGUACGUAUCCCCAUGCACUCAUGUUGAGCUGUGGUUCUGUUUUCUUAAACCCGAAGACUUUCACAGUAGCACCAUUAAGAACUGCAGGCAGCUUUGAAUCUUCUGUGGGAUUUUCUUCUCUCUGUACAGUCUGUCUCAAUUUUUAUGAGAUUUUUUUUUAUGUUGUAUGAUUAUUUUUUUUUGUACUAUGAACUUUUUAUACUUUUUUUUACGUGAUUCAUUUUAACUUGAAUAUAAGGGGGGGCUUAAGCUAAAAUAGAGAAAAUCAGAGUCUCCAAGAUGGUUGUUAUCCUGAGGGCAGGACCUGUUGCACACAGUUGUGAAAGAUAUGAAAAUAAUGUUACUUGCUAAACAGAAUGAUGGCCAGACAGUGUCCUGUUUGCAGACGUGAUUCUUUUCAUCAUCUCCUGCUGUGUAUGUUUAUGGAAAAACAAACAAACAAACAUACUUUUAAAUAUAAGGAUUAAAAAGAGAACAUUUUGGCUAUUUA
Lagopus muta (rock ptarmigan) is the source of this 5179-nucleotide messenger RNA. RefSeq names its product NACHT, LRR and PYD domains-containing protein 1a-like. Gene Ontology annotation, molecular function: protein binding. NCBI's taxonomy places the organism in Eukaryota, Metazoa, Chordata, Aves, Galliformes, Phasianidae. The coding region runs from base 2976 to 4148 and encodes 390 amino acids. The record is from RefSeq and is a predicted model, not a curated record. The transcript is spliced from 14 exons. Gene Ontology annotation, cellular component: THO complex part of transcription export complex. Gene Ontology annotation, biological process: mRNA export from nucleus; regulation of DNA-templated transcription elongation; signal transduction.